AUGGAGGCCAGGUCAAUUCCUGCGCUGGUCAGUGGACUUGUUGAGUGUGUAGCCCAGCUAAUAAGAAUAGCUGAAGAGCUUUUGCAGUUUAUUUCACAGGAACACCAAGUUCCUUACCCAGGUCCAAGUGGAGAAGGUGAAGCCAGUUCAGCUCCUUCCGAGGAAAUUCCAUUGCCAGAUCUUGCUGAUCUCUCCGACCUAGAGUCAAUACUUUCACUAAAAGAAGAUGAAGAUCUCAUCCUUGACAUUGAUGAAGCAAUGUUAGAUAUCGACAACCUGUAUGAUGUGAUACCUACUGAUAAUGAUGAUGUAAAUAAUGAGUAA
Messenger RNA from Dipodomys ordii (Ord's kangaroo rat), 324 nucleotides. It is a transcript of the gene Trpc5os, whose product is annotated as TRPC5 opposite strand. The coding region runs from base 1 to 324 and encodes 107 amino acids. NCBI's taxonomy places the organism in Eukaryota, Metazoa, Chordata, Mammalia, Rodentia, Heteromyidae. The record is from RefSeq and is a predicted model, not a curated record. The transcript has a single exon.